Molecule: messenger RNA, 1489 nt
Organism: Neolamprologus brichardi
Lineage: Eukaryota; Metazoa; Chordata; Actinopteri; Cichliformes; Cichlidae
Biological process (GO): positive regulation of extrinsic apoptotic signaling pathway
Cellular component (GO): plasma membrane
Molecular function (GO): protein binding
Source: RefSeq, a predicted model, not a curated record
UAUUGAAACUCUCAUACCUGAGGUGGUAAAAACUUUCACUCGAACUGAAACAAAUGCAGCCACACUUUAUGGCACUGGAGUUUCCUGUGAGUCGGGGAGUGCGCACAGAGAAUCCGAGCAGUACAGUACAUAGGAAAUGACUCAUAGGAGUGGAGCUGUUAGCGUGGGUGUGUGCGCGCUAUUAAAACAAGGCGCAGACUCCUCCGUAUGACUCACUCUGAUGCUCGCUUUUCCAUGCUGAAAACCAGCACGGACUGUUAAUCAGAUGAACUUUCGGGAAUUGUGUGGCCGACAGCGAGCAGCUUUCCCUCCGCAGACAUCAUGGCUUUAAACGCUCUUUGCGCGCUCUGCGGACUUAUUAUUGCGGCGGUGACCACUUUCCAUGGUGUGAGCGCGCAGAAAAGUCCGUGUCGGAGCUCGGAGUUUUGGAGCUCAGACUAUGAUGGUUGCUUGCCCUGUGAAUCAUGCAAGCAGUACCCGAAAACCCCGUCCUGCAACACAUGCAAAUCAGUGGAUGAGACGCCUGACGUGUGGAAACUGGCAGCAAUCACCAGCUUCUCAGUACUGGCUGUGGUGCUGGUCAGCGCUGCACUGAUCAUCGGGGUCAUGGUGCAUCGACGCAAGUCGCACAAACGGCCUUUACGUGAACCCAUCGAAGAAACUGCGGGGCCACUUUAUCAAGCUUAAACCACUCACCUCAUCUUCCUCUGAAAACUGAUGUAACAGAACCAAGGAGCCACUGGUUACAAGCCGGGAGGAGGCAACCUCUGAACGACGAACCGUGUACUCUGACCGCAGGGUAUACCUCGACCAGAAAUGGACCCUUUUUAAUUUUUUUAUUUAUUAGACUGGUUGGUGAAGAGAUAAGCUCAGUUCUCAUGCUUGGUGUAGGUCCAGUGGUUAAGACAGGACUUGCAAUGAGCAAAUCUCACACCUCUGUAGGUAUAUUAACAGCAUUAUACUAGUGGUAUCAUCUUUUAGAACUUGUGUGCCUUCAUAUUCCACUCCGUUGAGAUUUUGAUCUGUAUCAUUGGGGGGGGUUAGGCAGGUUUGACUGAGAAUUAACCGCAAAACUAGAGUCUGUACGCCUGCAUUGCGUUGUGCUGUUUUCAGCAGGACUCCAGUGAAUGUAACACAGCUACAUCCGCCAGCUGGGCCACAGUUUGAUCCCCCCUGCCGUUCAGCGGGGUAACACAGGGCCUCUCUGCUGGUCAUUUACCACAACAGCCUCUGAAAGAUAGAUCACAUGUGAGUAACACAUACUGUUUGGCACAUUAAGGCCAUAUGAAUGUAGCUACCUUUUUAAAAAUCUUUUUAGGUGAAUUGUACUCCAACCUUUGUUCCUGCCAGUACCUGUUCUUGUAGUUGCCUGACGCAGUGAGAACGCUGUUGAGUAAAGGAGCAAACUGUACUCAUGCACUGUUACUGGGUCUCCUGAGACCAACACAGACCAUUUAUUGCAGGUCUCUAAAAUAUUGUCUUGUCUGUU